Saccostrea cuccullata (small rock oyster) is the source of this 1374-nucleotide messenger RNA. Its product is annotated as beta-2 adrenergic receptor-like. Gene Ontology annotation, molecular function: G protein-coupled serotonin receptor activity; neurotransmitter receptor activity. Lineage: Eukaryota; Metazoa; Mollusca; Bivalvia; Ostreida; Ostreidae. The transcript has 2 exons. Gene Ontology annotation, cellular component: plasma membrane; dendrite. The coding region runs from base 101 to 1156 and encodes 351 amino acids. The record is from RefSeq and is a predicted model, not a curated record. Gene Ontology annotation, biological process: G protein-coupled receptor signaling pathway, coupled to cyclic nucleotide second messenger; chemical synaptic transmission.
AGGCGUGUACCUAUUUCAUAUUAUAACUAUAUAUAUCACAACACAGUGGUGCAUCAGUGUUGUCUGGGAAAGCAAGGAACGCAAACGAUUUCAUUAACAGAUGACUAACGCUUCAAUACAGGACGGCCACGGCCUUAACUUGUAUGGGGACUACCACGGAGACCUAAACUGGACAUUAUUUAUCAGAGAUAUUGAAAAAGCCCACAAUGUACACUCCUUGCCAAUUGCCAUUUUUGCCAUAAUUCUUACCUGUCUUUCUACACUGUUGAAUUUUUGUCUCUGCUUUGUGAUUUUGCUUAUCAAGGAAUUAAGGACUCAGCCAUUGUACGCUUGUGUCUUCAACUUUUGUUUCAUAAAUCUCCUGAUUGGUCUUUUCGUGAAUUCCCUGGUGGUGUACCAGGAAAUGACUCCAGGGUGGAAGCUGGGGACAGUGGUUUGUAAGACAUGGAUCGUCCUUGAUGUCCUCUUACCAUUCGUAUCUUUAAUGACUCUAAUUCUAAUGUCCAUUGACAGAUUUAUAUAUGCUCGAAUGAACUACUUAUAUAAAUCAAUAAAAUUCAGACUUCAAAGAGAAGUAUAUGUAAUUCUGCCGUGGAUAUUUGGCAUUGCUGUUGUAAUACCAGUGUGGAUUGGAGGAUUUAAGAGAUCACCUAUUGACGUUCAAGAUAUGUGUGUGUUUGGUCUAGUUGACGAAGCAUCAGUAGCCUCGCCUAUCCUCGUUUUUUUUCUUCCUGCUCUAUUUUUAGUUUUGGUGAUGAUGUUAACAACUUUUUUCCCUUUUAAUCAGAAAUCAACCAAACACAGCCGAACACCAAACGCUCGAUCGGUGAACACGAGGAGGAAUUCGGGAUAUUACGCAUAUGAAAAUAAUUUUUCUGUUGUAACUUUAUAUCUGAUAAGUGUGAUAUUUCUAAUAUUCUGGGCUCCAUUUCAUAUGAUGAACUUACUAUUGGCAAUAUGUAUUGCCUGUAUGCCGCCCUACUCAUUGAUUAUUGGUUUUACCUACAUGGGAGCUACUGUAAGCUCCAUUAUAUCUUUCUUUUGGUUGACGGACUUCCACAUUCGAUAUUCAUUGAAACACACCAUCUGUGAUCGGUUUCGGAAGCAGAAUAAUACACCAUCAAAUACUGUAGCGCUUACUCUUUUGGAAGAGUGAUUAUAAUUAUCAUGAUUUAACUCCCCACACCAUAAAAUAUAUACGUAAAUAAUAUUUUGUAUUAGAUGUCAUUUUUUAAAAACUCCCUCUAUAUCUACCUUGUGUUUUUUAAAUAAUUUUCAGUGUAUAGGAUCACGUGACACGUAGAGAAGGAAGGAACUACAGCUUUGAAAACUACCUAGGAAAUUUACAAUAAAAACAUUUUCAAAAUAAUCAAA